Molecule: messenger RNA, 742 nt
Organism: Cotesia congregata
Lineage: Eukaryota; Metazoa; Arthropoda; Insecta; Hymenoptera; Braconidae
Source: the annotation of a GenBank genome assembly
AUGUUUCAGUAUUUUAUUUUAAUAUUCAAUAUUUUGGGCGUAAUUUUGUCAGAAGAAGAUCAAGUUUAUAAAAGUCAUCUGAAAGUUUCAACGCGGCUAGACUUGUCGGGAUCAUUGAAGCAUCUUUGUGCUGGAGAUGAUCAAAAUGAUGACGAUCAAGUGGUCUCCUGUGCUUGUCUCAGUAAAUUGUCAGUUGUAUCGACCGUCCAAGUGGGAAAGUACCAAAAUGUCUACCAUCACAACGAGAGCAAUCAAAAUGGCGUAAACGCUUACGCGUCGCUUUACCAAACUGAAGAAAAUUUGAAAGUUUUAGGCUUCGGACGCUUCAAUUUACAUAAUGUUAAAUGCGUAGAAAAUAAUGAGGUUAAAGAUGUUGAGAGUCGGUACACUCAUUGGUUCCACGUUUAUUCUACUUGGUCAAGUUUACCUCCAUAUAAUAAAUUUUUUGAUUACGAGGACUAUGCGGCCGAUGUUCUAUUGCCAAUAACGAUUGUGGAUAUUACUCUUGAUAAUGCACCUAAAUUUGUAAGUAUUGUUAUUAUUUAAUAAUAAUAAAAAUAAUUAAUCGGAAUUAUGGUAUUUUACGGUGAGAAAAAAUUUAUUUCUUCAUUAAUUUUAGAAAAAUUAAUUUUUUAUUAAAAUAUUGUUCAUUUUUUUUUAAUAGAAAAUUUUUUCUCAGUGUUUAGAUCAUGAAAUUCAUUUCAAAAUGAGACUUUCAUUUAAAAAUACCCAUGAAUUAAGA